UUCUUCGUUUCAUGUUUCCAAUAUUUGGUGCAAAGUAAUCGCUUGCAACAAUGUAUUCUUUUUGGUGAAUGCAAGAAAAAUUCUCGAGAAACUACUAAAGUGUACAAAGCUAGAUUUCCGCAAGGAAAACAACCUUCUGAAUCAACGAUUUCCACUACUGUAAAUGGAGUAACAUGUUAAUAAAGAUAUUAUUCACAAUACGAUGGAAAAAAAAUUGUGUUCCUAUUUGUUUAAUCCAAAGAGACCUUGAUUUAGCUAUGAAAACAAACAGUUUUCGAAAUUUUUUUUAUUAACACCUACUGUACACCCUGUACCGUUCAACUUUUGUUCUAAACUUUUUUUUUGUCAGAUUGCUAUAAGUGGGUGAAAAAUCGUGCGUCGCGUUAUACGCAACACCCUGUAUACAUGAAGUCUACCAUUGUGUAUCAUCUAUAGCUUAAUGAGGGGCCGUUAUAUUUACGUGUAUCAGCUGUGGAAUGACAGGUGAGAUAAAAAAUGGCUGAAAAUGGGUUGGGAUCGGAUGCUGGAUCUCAAGAAUACCUCGCAAGCGAGGUUAUUAAUUUAGAUAUCGAAGAGUUGGAUAACACAGAAUAUGCUAUACCAGCUGUUGAAGAAUUACCUUCUUUGGAAAGUAUAUUAACAGAACCUGACUGUACAUCAUUAUCUGGGACAGAUGAUGACUUUGGUUUAACAUCAGGUGAAAAAUUAGGAAGCAGUGAAACAACAAGUGUUGGAAGUCAUUUAUCCUUAAACUCUUUAAACAAAUCAAAUAAAGCUUCACAACCAACAUCUUCUGGUGCUAUUUUGAGGCAUGUUAUAUUAAAAGGAAUAUCAUCACAAAUUGUAUCAGCUAGUGAAAAGGUCAAUGCUGGUUUAGCAAGUGCAGUUGCUGCUGGAGGAAAUAUGUUAGUUGUUGGAACUAGUCAUGGUCUGGUAUUAGGUUUUGAUUCUUCACAGACAUUAAGAUGGUGCGAUCAGGAAGCAAGACACCAAGGAUCUGUAUCUGCAUUAUGUUUUAAUUAUGAUGGAAGCAGAAUAUUAGCUGGAUUUGCUAGAGGACAUAUAUUAAUGUUAGAUAGCUCUAAUGGAAAAGUAUUAAGGACACUUACUGAUGUUCAUCCUCUUGAUACAGCUGUAUUACAUGUAAAAUUCACAGAUUCACCAAAGGUAGCAUUAUGUAGUGACAGUGGUGGAUCCGUUUUUGAACUAAAUUUUACAAGAGUUAUGGGUGUGAGAGGCUGUGAUAGCAGGUGUUUAUUUAGUGGAUCUAGAGGUGAAGUGUGUACAUUAGAACCUUUGUUAUUGAAUCAUCUGCCGUCACACGCUCUAAAAAAUUAUACUUUAGUGGCAAUGGCAACAUUAUCAAAGGUAAUAGUAGUUUGCAUAAGACCACGAAUGCGUGUUGUAUUAACUCAUCCUUUAUCUGGUGCACCUAUAGCACCACCACAAUUAUCUUGGCAGCUUGUUGUCAUACAAGCAGCAGAUGCUUCUCGUGUAAUUGAUCCUGUUUUGGCUCUUGCAAGAGACGAUGUGGUUCAUUUUUAUCAAGUAUGUACUGAAGCUGGUUCAAGAGUAAAAUUAUCUCCUUUGAGAAGAAUGACUCUCCCAUAUACAAUAAGUAACUUACGAUGGCUAAAUCCAAGAUCAUUAGCAGUAUUAGAUACUCAAGAAAGAUUACAUUUAUUAGAUGUAAGAGCACAGGAUAAUUUGGAAACUUUAGAUAUGAGUCGCGUUGGUAUUUCCUAUGCAUCUAGCCAUUUUAAAGGUCUGUCCACUGGUGGAAAUGUUUCGAAGGCAAUGGCGUUAGCUGGUGAAAGAGCAUGUUACAAUACUGUGGUAACGUUUGGUACUCAACUUUUGUUACUAGGUACCAAAAGCUUACAUGUUGUUUGUAUACGGACAUGGACAGAGCGAUUGCGACACUUGACAAUGCAGAGAAGAUAUCCAGAAGCAUUAGCUUUAGGACUUUCUUUUUAUCAAGAUAAAGGAAAAGCAGUUGUUGGUCUUCGUGGUUCCAAACAACGUCGUAAACAAAUAGCUCGCGAUAAAGUAUGUCAAGUUUUGAUUCAAUAUAUGGAAGAAUUGAAUCAUUGUGUUGCAGACGAAAAUGCAGAAUUUGAGAUAGUCACAACUUGUGUAGAUUAUUGUAUACAACUAGAAAAUACAGAUUUAUUAUUUGGCAAAUUAUGGGAUUUAGUUUCGGAGUCUGAGGGAUUAAAAGCGAGUUAUUUACAUGCCCUUGAAAGUCCUUUGUUGGACGGAAGUUUACGACCGCGAUUACCACCAUUAAUUGCUCAACAGUUAGUUACUCUUUAUGACCAAGAAGACAAAGUAGAUUCGCUUCAAGCAAUUAUAGUGUUAUUAGAUGUUGAUUGUUUAGAUAUUCAUCAAGUAACGACACUUUGUCGGCAACGAGGUCUCUGGGAAGCUUUAAUACAUCUUCAAACCACGGCAUUAGGUGACUUUACUGCUUCAAUUCAUCAAUUAGUACCGAUAUUGCAAAGUAUGUUAACGAAUUCGAAGGAUUCACUAACUCGAGAUAGUAUACAACUUGGCAAUGCACUUUUGGUCUAUGCUAGUUGCUGUCUUGCCGGUCGUGGUUUUCCCAGAGAUGAACUUCCAGAGGGUAUGUCUCAAAGAGCAAAAACAGAUGUAUUAAGAGCAUUGCUUUCACAGCAUUCGAGUUUGGCUAAUGAUACGGAAAGGCAAUAUCCAUAUCUAAGAACUUUGCUACAGUUUGACGCGAAAGGGUUUCUCGACGUGAUAGCAAUUGCCUUCCAGGAGCCAGAAUUCACGUCUGAGAUGGGUCUUAGACAACGGCAAAGGCUUAUAGAUAUAUUAUUAAAUAUCGUUAUGCCCAGCACGCCAUUAAGCCCGAGAAAUCCUGAUUAUAUUACUGACGAACAAAGAAAUUUAGUUCUUAUAUUUAUAGCUAACGAAGUUGCAGAAAAUAUUGUUAAUUUAGAACCUAGUAUGUUAAAUAAAAUGAUAGAAAUAUUAUGUACUGACUCAAAUAUGGGAUCAUCACACGAGCUUAAGACUGAUAAAGAAAAUGCGAUACUGGGAUUACUGCGCUCAAAAAAAUUACGCAAUAUAUCAGAUAAUACUUUACUUAAUUUGGCAGAAAGAGCUAAUUUUAUGCGUGUUGCGGAAUUGCUAUACAGCGCCAGAGAAGAUUGGAUCGCUGUUUGUAAAUGCAUGAUACUGCAUCCAUCUAGACAUCAUGAUAUUUGGGUCUGGUUAAAACAUCUUUCUCCAAAUUCGUUGCAAUUAGUCGUAAUGGCAAAUGCUGAAGCUCUAGUAGGCAUCAAUGCAAAUCAAUUUGCUAUACUGAUAGCAACACAUUUACAAACUAAAGUUUCUGAAAUUUUACAAAUACUAGAAAAUACUCCAACCUUACAGUAUACUUUACUAGAAGCUUUAUAUCAAAUAGUACAAUAUAAAGAAGAAGAUAUCACGUUAGAACUUACGACUGAAAUGUUAGAAAAAUAUUUGGAAUUAAUGUGUGAAUUACAACCAGACCAUGUUGUUGAACAUAUUCAAGGAUUUCAUGGUUGUAGACUGAAUCAAGCAUUGCAAAUAGUUCAAAAGGCGAAUCACAGAGAUGCUGAAGCAGUAAUGUUAGAAAAGUUGGGAAAUUAUCAAGAUGCCUUUGAUAUUCUUUUGAAAGAAUUUCAAAAUAAUUUGGAACUGUAUUGUCGGAACAAAGUAUCAGAAAAUGCAUCUAUUCACAGUGCAAUACAAUUAGCAGGAAUAUGCAGACGAUCUGCGGGAAAUUUAGAUUGGAUGCCACUCGUGGAAACUAUACUUCAAACACAUUCAAAUAGUAAUGAUGAAAAAGUUGAAAAAUUAAGUGGAAAAUUAUUGAGGAUUGCGUUAGAAUUUCUUAGUGGAACAACGGCACUGUCGACCGUAUUAGAGCAAAUAUUAAAACAUCCACUGGCAACAAGUGGAACUAUAGGUGAUAUAAGACAAUUGUUAUCUGGAGUACUUACACAUUCCCGAUACGAACAAACUUUAGUUGAAACUACUGCUCGUUUGGUCAGCUUGGAGCUUCAUAAGGCACUGAAAAAAUCACUUAGGGACGCGGGGAGAGCUUGUGCAAGUGUAUCGGUGAUUUGCCCAAUAUGUAGACAUUUGUUAUCACAAUGCACAGAAUAUAUAGUAGUUUUUAGUUGUGGGCAUAGUUUUCAUUCAGAAUGUUUAGGAGAACCUAAAUCUUGUUAUAAAUGUUUAAAGUCUAAGGGGUGGGCACCUAUUGUUACUAAUAUCACACAUACUACUAAAUCAUUCCAUGAACAUAAACAAAUUCUACCACCGGAAUUUAUGCGUAAUAAAGAUCUUUCUUUAAGACUUGCACCACCUACUUCCUUACCGGAUCUUGAGGGUAUUUUUUAAUCUAGUCUUUGAAUAUCAAAAUUUGUUAUCACACUCACCAUCAGUGUAUAACAGUCUAUGAGUAAAAAAUGACUUUUGUGUGUUAUACAUGUACAUUAUAUUGGAUCUCUUAUUCUUCAUUCCAUGAACAUUAUAUUGUUCUAUUAUUAUAUUUCAUAUGAAAAAUUGAAUUAUAAUUGGUUUUAUCAAAGCUUCCUUUUACAUAUACAAAAAUAUGAAGCCAUUCAUAUUUUUCAUUAUUUCUUGAACUCCGGUAUUUAAAUCAUCUGCUUGGCAGAAUUCAAAUAUUGUAUGUAUGUUUGUAUAUUGUAAAUUAAUAUAGCUAUAUUGUGUAUAGUAUUGAUAAGGACUUGUAUACUUUUAUUGAUGUAAAUUCCAUUUGCCCAAUGUGCAGCACGUUGCCAAAUAUCACUCAUUAAGUAAAUAAAGAUAAUGAUUAAAUAAAUUCA
Messenger RNA from Frieseomelitta varia, 4847 nucleotides. RefSeq names its product vacuolar protein sorting-associated protein 8 homolog (gene Vps8). The record is from RefSeq and is a predicted model, not a curated record. NCBI's taxonomy places the organism in Eukaryota, Metazoa, Arthropoda, Insecta, Hymenoptera, Apidae. Gene Ontology annotation, cellular component: late endosome; HOPS complex. Gene Ontology annotation, molecular function: protein binding. Bases 496 to 4398 code for a protein of 1300 amino acids. Gene Ontology annotation, biological process: protein targeting to vacuole; endosomal vesicle fusion. The transcript is spliced from 15 exons.